This is a messenger RNA of Sinocyclocheilus anshuiensis, 2262 nucleotides long. Its product is annotated as glycogen [starch] synthase, muscle-like. Gene Ontology annotation, molecular function: alpha-1,4-glucan glucosyltransferase (UDP-glucose donor) activity. Gene Ontology annotation, biological process: glycogen biosynthetic process. The coding region runs from base 80 to 2182 and encodes 700 amino acids. NCBI's taxonomy places the organism in Eukaryota, Metazoa, Chordata, Actinopteri, Cypriniformes, Cyprinidae. Gene Ontology annotation, cellular component: cytoplasm. The transcript has 16 exons. The record is from RefSeq and is a predicted model, not a curated record.
AAUCAUCCUUCUGGUGAUUGACUCCAGCAGAUGUGACUGUGAGGCUUGCGCCGCUGAGCGAGAAGACACUACCGCAGGCAUGCCACUGGCGCGCAGUUUGUCGGUCACCUCCCUGUCCGGCCUGGAGGAAUGGGAUGAAGAGUUUGAUCGGGAGGAUGCAGUCCUGUUCGAGAUCGCAUGGGAGGUCGCUAAUAAAGUUGGUGGCAUUUACACGGUGAUCCAGACCAAGGCACGCCUGACCUGCGAGGAAUGGGGUGAGAACUACUUUCUGGUGGGCCCGUAUAUGGAGUCCAGUGUCAGGACGCAAGUGGAGCUGAUCGAACCCUGCAAUGCGACACUCAGGAGAACCAUUGACAAAAUGAACAGCAGUGGAUGCAAGGCAUAUUUUGGUCGAUGGCUGAUUGAAGGCUCUCCAUAUGUGAUUCUGCUAGAUGUGGGCUUCACAGCCUGGUCUCUGGACCGCUGGAAGAUUGAAUUGUGGGAGAAUUGCAGUAUUGGUGUGCCCUGGUUCGACAGAGAGGCAAACGAUGCUGUUCUCUUUGGCUUCCUCACUGCAUGGCUACUGGGAGAGUAUGCAGCUCAGUGUGACGAACCUCCUCACAUUGUAGCGCAUUUUCACGAGUGGCUGGCGGGUUUAGGACUCGUCUUAUGCAGGCAGCGCCAGUUACCCGUAGCAACCAUCUUCACCACACAUGCCACGCUGCUCGGCCGAUACCUGUGUGCUGGGAGCGUUGACUUCUACAACAAGCUCGCUGAGUUCAAUGUGGAUAAAGAGGCAGGUGACAGGCAGAUCUAUCAUCGGUACUGUCUGGAGCGUGCAGCAGCCCGCUGUGCACACGUCUUCACCACCGUCUCUCAGAUCACUGCCAUUGAAGCCGAGCACUUACUAAAGCGGAAACCAGAUAUCGUGACUCCAAAUGGCCUGAAUGUGAAGAAGUUCUCAGCCAUGCACGAGUUCCAGAACCUCCACGCUCAGAGUAAAGCGCGCAUCCAGGAGUUUGUCAGAGGCCAUUUCUACGGGCAUUUAGAUUUUAACCUUGACAAGACAGUAUUUCUCUUCAUUGCUGGACGCUAUGAAUUCUCAAAUAAAGGAGCUGACCUCUUUCUUGAAGCAUUGGCUAGACUUAAUUACCUGUUGAGGGUGAAUCACAGCGAGGUGACCAUAAUAGCAUUCUUCAUCAUGCCUGCUCGUACCAACAACUUCAACGUGGAGACCCUGAAGGGCCAAGCCGUACGGAAACAGCUCUGGGACACUGCACAGACUGUGAAGGAGCGCUUUGGGAAGAAACUCUACGAAUCACUUUUAGUAGGGCAGCUGCCUGAUGUGUCUAAGAUGUUAGAUAAAGAGGACUUCACCAUGAUGAAACGUGCCAUCUUCGCCACCCAGCGCCAGUGCCUGCCCCCCAUCUGUACUCACAACAUGCUGGAGGACAGCAGUGACCCCAUCCUCAACUGCAUCCGCCGUAUCGGCCUCUUUAACAGUGCUCAGGACAGAGUCAAGGUAAUCUUCCAUCCAGAGUUUCUCUCCUCAACUUCUCCUCUCCUGCCAAUGGACUAUGAGGAGUUUGUGAGAGGCUGCCAUCUUGGAGUAUUUCCAUCUUACUAUGAACCCUGGGGAUACACACCAGCUGAGUGUACAGUGAUGGGCAUCCCAUCGAUCUCCACUAACUUGUCUGGGUUUGGCUGUUUCAUGGAGGAGCACAUUGCCGACCCAUCAGCUUACGGUAUCUAUAUUCUGGAUCGGCGGUAUCGUGGGGUGGAUGAGUCCUGUAAUCAGCUGACGUCUUUCCUGUUUCAGUUCUGUCAGCAGAGCCGCAGGCAGAGGAUCAUUCAGAGGAACAGGACAGAGCGCCUCAGUGACUUGCUAGAUUGGAGAUAUUUGGGCAGGUAUUAUGUUUCUGCCCGCCAUAUGGCUUUAGCGAAAGCUUUCCCGGACACCUACAUCUAUGAGCCUCAAGAACCCACUUCCGCCACAGGCUUCCGUUACCCGCGGCCCGCCUCAGUUCCCCCAUCUCCCGCCCACUCGCUUCACUCGUCUCCUCAUCACAGUGAGGCUGAAGAUGAAGAGGAACCGUAUGAUGAAGAUCUAGAGGUGGAGAAAGACCGGGUCAACAUCCGCCAACCGUUCAACUUGCCGAACCGGAACAAGAAUCAGACAGUUGGUCUUCCUGAGAAAAACUAAAACACACCCCUACAUGCAUACAUACACGCACUGCUUAUACUGUGAGGCACUUACAUACACUGUGACACACACACACACAC